AUGGGUAGUGUGCUAUUAGAAUUGAGAUAUGAUCAUCUUAAAUUGUUGGAAACAGGAGAAUAUGCGGAUGUUAUCAUAUAUACAGGACAAGAACCAGAUAAUGAAGAAUUCUAUCAAGAUCAACAUAUUUUAAAGACGCAAAUGAUUGGGCAAAAACCCAAGGAAAUUUAA
This is a messenger RNA of Funneliformis geosporum, 171 nucleotides long. The record is from the annotation of a GenBank genome assembly. NCBI's taxonomy places the organism in Eukaryota, Fungi, Glomeromycota, Glomeromycetes, Glomerales, Glomeraceae.